GCACUCCAGCCCCAGUGUGUAGGAACCAGAGCAGUGGAGCUCUGAGCUAGACAUGGCGGCGGAUCCUAAGCCGGACUGGCUCUCCUGCCUUCCCUCUGCCUGGAGUUACGGGGUGACUCGGGAUGGACGCAUAUUCUUUAUCAACGAAGAAGCGAAGAGCACAACCUGGCUGCAUCCCGUUACCGGGGAAGCCGUAAUCACGGGGCACAGAAAAACUCCAGAUUUACCAACAGGAUGGGAGGAAGGAUACACAUUCGAGGGAGCUCGCUGCUUCAUCAAUCACAAUGAGCGAAAGGUGACCUGUAAGCACCCGGUUUCAGGCGUCCCCUCCCAAGACAACUGCAUCUUUGUCGUGAACGAACACAUGAAUUGUGGAAUGCUUGUCCACCCUGACAAGCCAGUAGAGGCUCUGAGCAGGCCGGCUCCCAAGGCUUCGUCAGAGCAAGGCAGCACCAGUGACAAGAAGGAGCGUCCCAUGAGCACCAUGAGCGAAGCAUCAAACUACACGGGGGGCUCCGACUACAGCACCUUCCCCGGCAGCCCGGCCACCGCCGCCAACACCACCACCACCACCACCACCACCUCCACUUCAUCCACACGGCCCUCUAGGUCUUCCAAAAAAGUUCACAACUUCGGGAAGAGGUCAAACUCCAUCAAGAGGAACCCCAAUGCCCCGGUUGUCAGGAGCAACUGGCUUUACAAACAGGACAGCACAGGCAUGAAGCUGUGGAAGAAGAGGUGGUUCGUUCUGUGCGACCUGUGCCUCUUCUACUACCGUGACGAGAAAGAGGAUAGCAUCCUGGGAAGUAUCCUGCUGCCAAGCUUUCACAUCUCCAUGUUGUCUGUGGAUGACCACAUCAGCAGGAAAUACGCUUUCAAGGCCACUCACCCCAACAUGCGGACGUAUUAUUUCUGCACCGACACAUCCAAAGAGAUGGAGUCCUGGAUGAAAGUCAUGACGGAUGCUGCCCUCGUCCACUCUGAACCAGUGAGAAGACUGGACAAGUUGAAAGUGGAUCAGCGGACACCUCAGGAGUUGAACAACUUCCUGAACCACAGAGUCCUAACCCGACCCGAGAUCCAGAACAACGAACGCAACCGCGAGCCCGUGCGACAACACUCCCUGUCUCGAGUUGACGACAAACGGCAGAAAGACCUGGAGAAACACAACUGCCAGCGGGAGUACUACACCUUACAGAGAGAGGGGGAGAGGUACUCGCUGAAGAAAGACGGCGUGAGCUACAUGCUUCAGAAGGACGGAGAGAGGUACAUGCUGCGAAAAGACGGGGACAAGUCUUCACUGCAGAAAGAUGGAGAGGUGUGCGCACUCCACAGGGAUCUGGAGAAGCAUGCUGUCCAGAACAAGGACGAAACGUGCACUGUCACGCCGACGGAGGAGAAAUACGCUCCGUCUAAAGAUGGAGAGAAGUACCUGCUCGCGAAGGAUGGAGAGAAAUACGCACUACAAAAAAUAGGAGACAGGCACACACUCCAGAAAGAUGGACCGAUAUACGUUCCCCAGAAGCAGGUGAAGAGACAGCUGUCAUUAAAGGAGACGGAGAGGUACGGCGUCAUGAGGGAGAUGGAGAAUAAAUAUGGUACCAUACAGGUUGUGGACAAAUACGGCACUCUGAAGGAAGUGAGGAAAUACAGCACGCUCCGGGAAGGGGAUAAAUACGCUGCUCUCCGAGACGCAGGGAAGUAUGCUACGAUCCGUGGCGGGGAUAGAUAUGGCUUCCAGAGAGACCCGAGUGCAGAGAGGUCUCUGACUAAAAUCAGCAGCAUCAAGCUGCAGCCGGCUCAGGCCGCCGCUAUCGCUGCCGCGGUGUCUGCAUCACGCCAGGGCCAGGCCAAUCUCAAUGUCCAGCAUCCUGCGCAGGUCAAUGGCUCGGGGUCCGCGGCGGCGCCCGCGGAGCAGACUGGGGACUGCAGCCCGGCAGAGGUGGACAGCAGCCUGGCCAUGGGUCCGGGAAAGUCCCCUGCUCCGGUCCAGGAGCCGGAGAAGGGCCUGUCCCGGACCAACUCCAUGCAGCAGCUGGAACACUGGGUCCGCGCACACAGGACAAGAGGACUGGACGAUGACACCAGGAGUGUUACGUCCUACCAGACCCUACCCAGGAACAUGCCCAGCCACCGUGCUCAGAUUGUGCCCCGCUACCCAGAGGGCUACCGCACGCUGCCCCGCAACAGCAUGAUGAGGCCCGACAGCAUCAGUAGCGUGGCAGGCUCUGUGUAUGACCGGGCCCUCCGUCCCGCCUCCACCAGCACCAUCACCACAGCGGAGAAGAGGCGGUCAAUGAGGGACGACACCAUGUGGCAGCUGUAUGAGUGGCAGCAGAGACAGGCCUUCUCCAGGCACAGUCUAGCUCAGCCAACAGCUGUGGGUCAUUAUGGCACCCUGCCCAGCACAAAGACCAUGGGUAACAUCUGUGAACACGCUGUGGCGCACUCCAUCCCCACCUCACCGUCUCACGGCUCCCUGGCCCUCUACACCUUCUCCCCCCCGCGCCAGCAGGUCCCUCCCAACCCCAGCAGCUCCCACUCCGAGGUGUCCUCACCUGUCUCCAGGGGGGACCGGACGCUGGACCACCGGCACAGGACACAGCUCGCCAAGUACGGCUACCCGCCUGACCGACGAUCCAUCGCAGCCGGCGUCCCUCCUCAGUCCAUCACCCCACAGUCCCUGCAAGGCAAGACGCCCGAGGAGCUGACCCUGCUCCUGAUCAAGCUCCGCCGGCAGCAGGCGGAGCUCAACAGCCUGCGGGAACACACAGUAGCUCAGCUAAUGGCCCUGGGUUUGGAGGGGCCCAACGCCAAGACUGACGUUCUUUCUCAUCACCUCCAAAGGAACCUUAUUUACCUGGACAGCCAGAUCAGUCCAGACGACUUCAAAGACGGCUCGUUCAUCCCGCGCACAGAGGAGGCUGACAUAGACACCAAGCUGAGCAGACUUUGUGAGCAGGACAAGGCGGUGAGGAUGCAGGAGGAGAAACUGCAGCAGCUCCACAGAGAGAAGCACACUCUUGAGACGGCCCUGCUGUCUGCCAGUCAGGAGCUGAGUGAGCAGAGCGGCUCCAGCGCCGGCGCCACCCAGAGCCUGGUCCAGCAGAGGGACGUGCUGCAGAACGGCCUGCUCAGCACCUGCAGAGAGCUGUCCAGAGUCAGCACUGAGUUGGAGCGUUCCUGGAGGGAGUACGACAGGUUGGGGGCAGACGUUACUCUGGCCAAGUCCAACCUGCUGGAGCAGCUGGAGGCCCUGGGCAGUCCGCAGACAGAGCCUCCAAGCCAGCGGCACAUCCAGAUCCAGAAGGAGCUGUGGAGGAUCCAGGACGUGAUGGAGGCUCUGGCCAAAAACAAACCACAGCGGAGCACAGACAGCACAGGUUUACCCGGUUCCAAACCGCUCUCCAGUCUCCAGAAGAACGAGCAAGCUCCAGACUACCGGCUGUAUAAGAGCGAGCCUGAGCUGACCACGGUGAAGGAGGAAGUAGACGAGGCCAACGGUGAGGACAAGGACAAGACCGACUCCUCUGCUGAGAGUAGGGACACUGCAGCUUCAAAAGUGCCCCCCUACCCGGUGGGCAUCAUUCCUCCCAGGACCAAAUCCCCCAUAAGUCCUUGCAGGAGUCCUCCCGAGUCCUCCACUAUUGCCUCCUAUGUCACCCUGAGAAAGACCAAGAAGCCUGAAUCCAGAUCAGACCGUCCCAGGAGUGCCGUGGAUCAGACAGGGUUUGGGGAGCGGGAGGUGGGGAGAACCAGGAUGAGUGUGGAGGAGCAGCUGGAGAGGAUGAGGAGGAACCAGCAGGCCUCGUCGCUUCGAGAGAAGAAGAGAGAAACGCCAUCCCGCUCGCCCUCCUUCAGCAAAGACAGCCCUUCCUUUAUCCAGCAGAGUCGGCUCCAGGCGGAGGGGGCGUGUGCAGACCCUGUGGAGCUGGAAGCGGCUCUGCAGCAGCUGAAGGCGGCUCACAUGGAGCGGAGCAGGACGGCUGCUGAGGCUCAGCCUGCCCCACAGGAGGUGUACAGUGUGGAGGAGGUGAAAGAUGAGGUGCAGCGUGACGGGGACGGUCACGGGACUCUGCAGAGCGUGAAGGAGGCCAACAGCACAGACAGUGAGCUGUGUGAAAGCCAGAGGGUGGUGAUUGUGGACCUGGGCGUGGAGCCUCAGCGUGUGGAGAUUGUAAACCUUCACUCUUUUGAGGAUGACGAAAGCAGAGAGCAAGAUCUGACUAGCUCACCAACAAACACCACCACUGACAACAGCUUCCAGACUCCUGAGCCUGAGACGCCGAGCCCGGAGCCGAGGGAGGACGAAUCAGACGCGAAGCAACAGAGCGCCAGAGAGGAGAAGCUGGAGCUAACCGCAGACGACAAGAAACACAACAACAACAACAUGUUGGCUUCGCAGACGUUCACCUUGGUGAGCAGAGACACGUGAGCGUUGGCGGCCACGACAUCCACACUGGCGGCCCAUAAAGCCCAAAUGUAGCCUGCCUGCACAGAGCAUGCUCCACGGCUUCCUGCGUUUACAACAGGACUAUUUUGAUACUACUGUUACAUGCCCACAAGGAGACUGAGACUGCGAGGACGACAGCCCUGACAACACACAGAUGGGCCGCCAUCACUUCCAGACAGAGAGAGAGGCAGAUGUACUGUAUCUUAACACCUGUUGAAUCUGUCCAGACUGAUAUGUCCCUGGGCAAAACACCAACAUAUGGAGUCAGAUUUGUCUCAAAACAUUUCUGCAUAAAAAUAAGAUUGUGAAAUGGUCAUAAAAAAAAGUUACAAAUGAUGUUUGAGCUGAAAUAUACUUGCGCAACGCCCAGAAGAAGGACUUUUGAGAGUUUUUUCUGGUUUCCAUAUGAGUCUCCAGCUCAGUCGCGGCCAGGGGAAAGUAACUGGCCAGGCAUUUGGUUUUUAUAGGCGGGCCCUGACAAUCUAAUUCUUUUUUUCUGACUUUUCAAUUCAACAAUGGAUUCAUAUUGAAUAGUUCAA
Messenger RNA from Perca flavescens (yellow perch), 4992 nucleotides. RefSeq names its product pleckstrin homology domain-containing family A member 5. The record is from RefSeq and is a predicted model, not a curated record. Bases 53 to 4435 code for a protein of 1460 amino acids. NCBI's taxonomy places the organism in Eukaryota, Metazoa, Chordata, Actinopteri, Perciformes, Percidae. Gene Ontology annotation, molecular function: phosphatidylinositol-5-phosphate binding; phosphatidylinositol-3-phosphate binding; protein binding. Gene Ontology annotation, cellular component: cytosol. The transcript has 30 exons.